AUGGUGUCUUUUGGACUUGAACUGACCGGUGUCACUCUAUCAGCGCUCGGCUGGGUGCUGAGUAUUAUCAGCUGCGCCUUGCCGAUGUGGAGGGUCUCCGCAUUCAUUGGCGCCAACAUUGUCACAGCUCAGGUGUACUGGGAAGGCCUGUGGAUGAGCUGCGUGUUCCAGAGCACGGGCCAGAUGCAGUGUAAGGUCUACGACUCCAUGCUGGCUUUACCUCAGGACCUGCAGGCCGCCAGGGCACUCACCAUCGUGUCCAUCAUUGUGGGGGUGGUGGCUCUCCUCAUCUCUAUGGUGGGAGCAAAGUGCACCAACUGCAUCGAUGAUGACGGGGUUAAAGCCAGGGUGAUGGCUUCCUCAGGCGGGGCAUUCAUCGCCGCAGCUCUGGCCCAGCUGGUGCCUGUUUCCUGGUCAGCACACACCAUCGUCAUUGAGUUUUACAGUCCACUCAUUCCCUCUGGUCAGAAGAUGGAGAUCGGGGCGGCCAUGUCGAUGGGCAUGGAGAUUGUGGGCAUUGCCCUGGGAGUCAUCGGAUUUAUCAUUGCGAUAGUGACAUGUGCCCUGCCAAUGUGGAGGGUGACGGCCUUUAUCGGAGCCAACAUCAUCACAGCUCAGACCAUCUGGGAGGGUUUGUGGAUGAACUGUGUCACCCAGAGCACAGGCCAAAUGCAAUGUAAGGUCUACGACUCAUUGCUGGCUUUGCCGCAAGAGCUGCAGGCCUCCAGAGCAAUGAUGAUCAUCGCCAUCAUACUGGGGGUCCUGGGGGUCAUGAUCUCCAUCGUUGGCGCCAAGUGUACCAACUGCAUCGAAGACGAGCCAUCCAAGGCCAAAGUGAUGAUCAUCUCUGGGAUCUUCUUCCUCAUUGCCGGCCUUCUGGUCCUCAUCCCCGUCUCCUGGACUGCCAGCGUCGUCAUCCGUGAUUUCUACAACCCACUCCUUACCAAUGCGCAAAGGAGGGAGCUGGGCGCAUCGCUCUACAUCGGUUGGGGAGCGGCCGCCUUGCUCCUGAUUGGUGGGGCGAUGCUGUGCAGCAGCUGCCCGCCAAAAGAGGAGAAGUACAAGCCACCUAGGAUGGCCUACUCCGCCCCACGGAGUACCAGUGCCGGUGGAGGGUACGACAGGAAAGACUAUGUUUGAUUGGAUAAAAUGAAAAUAUUUGUUGCACAUGAGUGUUUUUUGUGUGUCUAUGUUGUUUUUUGCUAUUUGAAACCACAGGAUGAACCCCGUGAAAAGACUCCGAGAUGAAGAUGAGUGUAUAAAUAUUGAUCAUUCAGCUUUGCUUUGCCGAAGAUGUUCAUUUGCAUCAGUCUAACGCUUUUGCUCUGCCAUGAUCCAGCAAGUGUGUCUGGUUAAAGAGGCUUUCAUGUUCAGUAUAUGAACGUAAAGGUUUAUAACUUUUUAAAAUGUCUGAUUCCCUUUGUUGUAUUUAUACUAAAACUUCCAUUAUGUGAAUUUGAAAACACCUGCUUCUUGUGUGUGUCGUGCUCUAUAAUUAGCUGUUGGCUGGCUGGUGUUGCGUUUCACUGAAACUUUCAGUUAAAACGCUGUGUGUCAUUUCACUGACAAUGACAAGGAAGAGCCAGCUCUCAUUUUACAUGGAUUUGGUUGUGUGAUUGUUCAGUGUGUGUGUGUGUGUGUGUGUGUGUGUGUGUGUGUGUGUGUGUGUGUGUGAAAGAGAGAGAGAGAGUUUGGUGUGUGUGUGUGUGUGUGUGUGUGUGUGUGUGUGUGUGUGUGUGUGUGUGUGUGUGUGUUUUGCAUGUAAUAUUUGCUUAGGAGAGUUUCUGCUGAGACUGAAACCGAAGAUGGAUCCAUGAUAUGGCCCUAGGUAACAACAUUAUCUCCUUCCUUAGUUUUACUGUUUCAGGACACGGAAGAGACUGUUUCAGUUGAUAUACAAAGUCUGACUUUGUGUCCAUAUGUGUGACUUUAUUUUAUAUUCCUGUAAUCAACAUGUGUAAUGUAUUUUAACUGUGUGUCUUAGUUUCAAACAUUUUUGUAUAUAUCAGAAGUAACAGCUGUACGGUCCUCUGUAUGUCAAGCAAAGAGCCAAAAGACAGAGACACAGAUGUGUGUGUAUGUGUGUGUGUGAGACACCCUGAGGGAACAAAACGACUACAACCGUUGUAGGAUGUUUGUCUCCAGCAGGAUGUGUUUUGUGAGUAGAAAUAUUUCCAUCUCUUUUAAAUAGGAUUUUGUCUCCAAAGUUUAACACAAUGUGUUUCUUUUGUGUUGUUCAAAUGUCAUUAAAAGACAACGCUGAUUUAUAAAAUAAAAUGCUUUGUUAAAUGUUU
Molecule: messenger RNA, 2294 nt
Organism: Dicentrarchus labrax (European seabass)
Lineage: Eukaryota; Metazoa; Chordata; Actinopteri; Moronidae
Product: claudin-4
Exons: 2
Coding region: 1-1140 (379 amino acids)
Biological process (GO): bicellular tight junction assembly; cell adhesion
Cellular component (GO): plasma membrane; bicellular tight junction
Molecular function (GO): structural molecule activity
Source: RefSeq, a predicted model, not a curated record